Messenger RNA from Lonchura striata (white-rumped munia), 1030 nucleotides. NCBI's taxonomy places the organism in Eukaryota, Metazoa, Chordata, Aves, Passeriformes, Estrildidae. The record is from RefSeq and is a predicted model, not a curated record.
AGCCGGCUCCGAGGCUUUGAGGCGCCGUCCCAAGGGAAGCAGAGCCGGAGAUUCCCGGGAUCCGGAGCCGGCCAUGCCGAGCGCCCGGGCCCGGCUGCUCCGCGCCCACCAGGUGCCCGAGAGUUACCGGGAGCCGGGGAUUCUCUCCGGGUACCGCCGGCCCCGGAGCUCGGUGCGCGAGUGUCUGCGCAGCGUCCUGGGCAUCAACAACGAGACCCUCAACGUCUGGACACACCUGCUGCCCGCCGCGUACCUGCUGUGGCUGCUGGCGGCGCGGCUGCGGGAGCCCGCGGGGCUGGCACCGUUCCUGGCCUACCUGGGCACGUGCGCGCUGUACCCGCUGGCGUCGAGCGCGGCACACGCGCUGGGCGCCAUGGGCGGGCGCGGCCGGCACCGCGCCUUCUGCUGCGACUACGCCGCGCUCGGCCUCUACGGCCUGGGCUCGGCGCUGGCGUAUUCCGCCUACGCCUUCCCGCUGGAAUGGGUCGGGAGCACAUUCCAUGAGUUCUACGUUCCCGUGGCCGUGCUCAACUCCGCGCUCAGCACCGGCCUCGCCUGCUAUUCCAGGUUUCUGGAGGCGGAGCGGCCCGGCCUGAGCAGAGCUUUCCGAACCCUGGCCUUCGUGUAUCCGUACCUUUUCGACAGCAUCCCGGUUUUCUACAGGCUGCUCCGGAGCGCGGCCGGGAGCUGCUCCGAGCUCUCGCUCCGGCUGCAUUCCCGGCACAGCCUCUGCGCCCUCCUGACCUUCCUGAGCUUCACCUCCCGCCUGCCCGAGCGCCUGGCGCCGGGGAGCUUCGACAUCAUCGGGCACAGCCACCAGGUUUUCCACAUCUGCGGGAUCCUGGGAACGCUUUUCCAGCUGGAAGCCGUCUCCGUGGACAUGGAGGAGCGGCGCGGCCGCCUCCCACUCCCCUCUUCCCUGGAAACCUUCGGAUCCCUGGGAAUGGGAGCGGCCGCCAGCCUGGCCAUCCUCGGGGUCUGCUUCUGCAGCCUCCACCCGGAGCCUCCUUCCCGGGAAAAACCCCACUAG